Molecule: messenger RNA, 1500 nt
Organism: Branchiostoma floridae (Florida lancelet)
Lineage: Eukaryota; Metazoa; Chordata; Leptocardii; Amphioxiformes; Branchiostomatidae
Exons: 6
Coding region: 339-1031 (230 amino acids)
Biological process (GO): cell-cell junction organization; positive regulation of substrate adhesion-dependent cell spreading; cell-cell adhesion
Cellular component (GO): cytoplasm; focal adhesion; cell-cell junction
Source: RefSeq, a predicted model, not a curated record
AAGACAAGCCGUCAACAGCAUUAACCUUUAACCCAAAAUGGCGGAUUCUUCGUCUAAUGAUCUAUUUUUUAAGAAAUGCCAAAGAAUGUUUAUAGUCAGAUUUUGAUUGAUGGCUCUUUAAAGGUCGAAUGCAUUCGACCCUUGAUUUGGUUGAAGAAAGACUCACUCUGGAAUAUAUGUGACCGGACUAUAGUUCAAAGGUUGAAAACAUUCUUGACGAACACCAGGAGAUCUGCGUCCUGCUUAACAAGCUUAGAAAGGCUGUGAACGGAGACCAAAGUGAACCAAAGGAGAAAAGUCGAACAGAGCCACAAGUAAACUCCGCUCAUAUAAGAGCCAUGGACCACUUCCUGAACUUCCGCCCGACCCCCGGCAUCAUGACUAUAGACGAGGAGCACCAUGAGAUCCUCCGUCUCGUCAGUGAGCUGCAGAAGAUGUCUCGCUCGUAUGAUUCAUCUAUGACGUCAGACAGACCCAAAGAGGAUGACAUCUGGAGGCUGCGAUCUGAUCCAGUAGAUGAUGAUGACCCGGGUCCAGGCUACGAGAAGAUAAUGGAGAGACGACGCCCCCAGUAUGACAGUGUGAAAAUUCCUAAAGAUGACCUCUGUCACCACUGCAAUGAAGUCCCUGAAUCAGGUUUGUCUUUGUUUCAAAAGACAUGGUGUGAAGAUCAUCUGUUCUGUUCCUUUUGUAACGAGGAGCUGUCUCUUGAGUUCUUAUUUCUUGAAAUCGACCUGAGGCCAGUCUGUGCGCGAUGCUACAUGGUCGUGGAGAAAGGACGCGGAAAACGAGGAGGGCAGAAGAAAUCCUCAACUUUGGAGAGAAUGAGGUCCCCAGGAUCGUCCGGUGCUGUCAAGAGAUCCAACAGUCUCGUGCGAAGCUUCAGAAAGAGUGCCAAGAAGGUCCAGCUGCCUGACGCGCUACGAAACGCCGGACAGGAAACGGAAGUGGCCAUAGGAGAGGUGGAGAUGGCGGACAGUCCUCUGUCUGAGGACGAGUUUCCGUGGAGAGAGUCGGAAGGUUCACAUUAACGUUCUCAUGAAAUGAUUAAGAACAUGUCACGAAUUUGUAAGGAUAUGAUAUGUCAAAAGGCUUAUAUACGGUGAUUGCCUGGAGACAUUUGACAAGAAUAUAUUUGAUUUCACAUUUCCGACGGAUAAAGUUUUUGAACACCGAAAUUACAUCAUUUACAGUCUUAUCAAGUCAUGUUAUACUCAUGGAUCGCGUUCAAAUAGUUUUAUGAACAUUAACUAUAUUAUCUAAAGCUAACGUAUCUUAGUCAACAUUAGAAAUUACAUGUCAGGCUUUAGGAUUGUGAUAAGACCAGUGAUAAGACUAUAUAUGGCAAAGAGUGAGGGAACUCAUCAGAGCACCUUAGAUGUGUUUGGUUGUAUGAAAAAAUGAAGGUUAUUGAAGGGUUAAAGAUUUAACGAUAUGGAUAUUUUUUAUUGGCUCAAAGGGAUUAUGUUGUUAUAUUUGAUACCAUAGUUGAUUCACUUA